This is a messenger RNA of Plenodomus lingam JN3, 807 nucleotides long. RefSeq lists its product as uncharacterized. The record is from RefSeq and is a predicted model, not a curated record. Lineage: Eukaryota; Fungi; Ascomycota; Dothideomycetes; Pleosporales; Leptosphaeriaceae.
AUGGCGAUGAAACGAGCAUUGGCUGCGCGUUCGGUGCACAUGCGCAUUGUCCCCCGCCCGGCCAACCUGUCGGAGAGCAGAGAGAUAUUGAGGGUCUUGAGGCGGUUUGGGGAAGUUAGCAUGUUCAAGUAUAUGAAGUAUGAAUACCAAAACCCCAUACACAACGCCGCCCUCGCCAUAUUCCGCGACGCAAGCUCAGCCCAAGCCGCCCUCGACGCCUCCCCAAUCCGCUUCGCUCUCGAACAGAUCGUGCCCACCGACUCCGACAAUGCGCAGUUCCCGUCUUCCCAAGAAGCCGCCGAAGACGACACAACCUCCUCCUCCACCCAACCUCUUUCUAACCCCCCAAGCGACAACCUAGACGAUAUACUACGACCCUCCCAACUCCUUCCACAUGAUCUCCCCUCGUCCAUCCCGUCGCCUCCACCUCCAACUCCACCCCCAAUGCCAUUCGACACCUCCCCCACCCCAACCACCAGUACCACAACAUCGUACACCAAACCCUUCCUCCUGACCCUCGACCGCUCCCGCGUCAUCCAUGCCGACUUCAUCGAGCGCCAGCCCUGGUACAAAUACUUCCACCCAAUGCGCUCGCUCGCCCAACACGAUCUCGCGCCCCAAGUGCCACACCCUGGGCUCAGCGACGUUAGCAAGCGGCCUCCCAAUGCGUGGAGGACUCCAAACCGUGUGCUGCGCACUAUGAGCGAGUACGUGGAGCAUAAUAUGCCGUCGCUUAAGAAGAUUGCAGAGGGCACGGAUGGCGAUUAUGAGGAGCGUGUUUUGCAGCGGCAGCAGAGGGGGAAGUGA